AUGGAUCCUGUAAAAGAGAGGUUUCUCACUAUAGAAAAAACCAAGUAUUAUACCAUAGCGAGUCCCGCAGAAGUAAGCUCGCUUUACGGGCAGCUGAAGACUUACUUGGGUUCUGGUGACCAAGCACUUACUGAACUAGAAUAUAUGUCUCUGAUGCGCAUGUUAUUUGACUUAACUGUCUAUAUUGGUAAAGAUGUGGAAGCAGAAGCUCUUUAUAAGACAUUUGCAGACAGAUUGGGCGAAAAUUCACCUCAUCUACAUGUUAUGAAAGCAACUCUGAUUCAGAUUAAUGAUAAAGAUGCCGCGGCCGAGAACUACCUGACAACGCUGUUGAAGGAUUCUUUGGAGUACGAUACUGACGCCCUAGACUACCUACUUGUAAGCAAAAAGCUUUUGAGUAUUAGACGCAAUUCUCUGACGAAGGAGAAAUUCAUUCGUCAGGUAUUGGAUCUAGUGGACAAGUUCCCCUUGGAUGCUGAGUUAUGGUGGUUUCUAGCACAAGAAUAUUUUGGGCUUGGGCAAUUUGAGCAGGCUAGCUAUUGCUUAGAAGAGGUUUUGUGCAUUCAUCCUUUCAACUACGUGGCUUUCGGACAAUUGGGUCAAGUUUUAUAUUACAAGGCCUUGCGUGAUAAGAAAACGAACAAAACAGCGACUUUGGAGGCGUCUUUGAACAACUUCUUGAGAAGUGUAGAGCUUUCUGAAACAUUCUUGAAAGGGUGGUCCUUUAUCGCGAAUAUUUCAAAAGAACUGGGUAAGAAAGAACUUUUGGAACUGGCAAAAGGUAAACUGAUGGAAAUUCAGAAAUCGGACUCUCAAGUUGAUAGUGCGACGGCCAAGUUAAUUCUAGAAAAAUUGUAA
Molecule: messenger RNA, 858 nt
Organism: Lachancea fermentati
Lineage: Eukaryota; Fungi; Ascomycota; Saccharomycetes; Saccharomycetales; Saccharomycetaceae
Source: the annotation of a GenBank genome assembly